UUUAAUAGCCUCAAAACUCCAUUUCCACUUCUCCACACGCCCUUCUCUUCUUCUUCUUCCAAUUCCUCCAAAAAUUCCACCUCUCAUCUGCUACAAUGGAUCCGUACAAGUACCGUCCGUCAAGUGCGUUCAAUUCGCCUUUCAUGACCACGAACUCUGGAGCUCCAGUCUGGAACAAUAACAACUCUUUGACUGUUGGAACUAGAGGCCCAAUCUUGCUUGAAGAUUACCAUUUGGUAGAGAAGCUCGCUAAUUUUGAUCGUGAGAGGAUUCCAGAACGUGUUGUCCACGCCAGAGGUGCUAGUGCCAAGGGGUUUUUUGAGGUCACACACGAUAUUUCUAACCUUACGUGUGCCGAUUUCCUUCGAGCUCCAGGAGUUCAGACACCUGUUAUUGUUCGAUUCUCCACUGUUAUCCAUGAGCGCGGCAGCCCUGAAACUCUCAGGGACCCCAGAGGGUUUGCUGUAAAAUUCUACACCAGAGAGGGAAACUUUGAUUUGGUGGGAAACAACUUCCCUGUCUUCUUCAUUCGCGAUGGCAUGAAAUUCCCUGACAUGGUUCAUGCUUUGAAGCCCAACCCAAAGUCCCACAUUCAAGAGAAUUGGAGAAUUCUGGACUUCUUCUCCCACCAUCCCGAGAGUUUGAAUAUGUUCACUUUCCUCUUCGACGAUGUCGGCGUUCCACAAGAUUACAGGCACAUGGAUGGCUCUGGUGUCAACACCUACACACUAAUCAACAAAGCUGGCAAAGUAAACUAUGUGAAAUUCCACUGGAAGCCCACUUGUGGUGUGAAGAAUUUGUUGGAGGAAGAAGCUAUCAAGGUUGGAGGAGCUAAUCACAGCCACGCCACACAGGAUCUUUACGACUCCAUUGCAGCUGGAAAUUAUCCAGAGUGGAAGCUCUUUAUUCAGAUCAUCGACCCUGACCAUGAAGACAGAUUCGAUUUCGACCCACUCGAUGUGACCAAGACUUGGCCUGAAGACAUUUUGCCCCUGCAGCCAGUUGGCCGUUUGGUGUUGAACAGGAACAUUGAUAACUUCUUUGCUGAGAACGAGCAGCUUGCUUUCUGCCCUGCUCUUAUUGUGCCUGGAGUUCACUAUUCUGACGACAAGCUGCUCCAAACUCGGAUAUUCUCUUAUGCCGAUACUCAGAGGCACCGUCUUGGUCCGAACUAUCUGCAGCUCCCAGUUAAUGCCCCCAAAAACGGCCAUCACAAUAAUCAUCAUGAAGGUUUCAUGAAUUUCAUGCAUAGGGAUGAGGAGGUGAACUAUUUUCCUUCAAGGUAUGAUCCUUGUCGCCAUGCUGAGAGGCACCCCAUUCCUCCUGUUGUUUUGUCAGGGAAGCGUGAUAGGAUUUGCAUUGAGAAGGAGAACAACUUUAAGGAACCUGGAGUGAGAUUCCGUUCCUGGGCAACAGACAGGCAAGAGAGGUUUAUCCGCCGAUGGGUGGAUGCUUUAUCCGACCCCAGACUCACCCAUGAGAUCCGCGGUAUCUGGAUUUCAUACUGGACUCAGGCUGAUAAGUCUCUUGGUCAGAAACUCGCCUCUCGUCUCAAUGUAAGGCCAACAAUGUAAAGAUGAUGAGAACGCACACCAUGUUUUCGGUUGGCCGAGGAAAAGAAGAGCAUUGUAAAAGAUGGUCUCGAGUUGUUAGUAUAAAGUGUUGAUCGUACGUACGUAGCCUUUUAUUGUUUUUUGUGUGUUCUAAUAUACGAUGGAACAAAUUUGUGUGUUUAACGAAAAACUAUACCUUGAUCGUAAUAAAAUAAACGAAGUAUGUACUUCGCCUAUUAUGCAGUAUGUUGUUC
Molecule: messenger RNA, 1807 nt
Organism: Erythranthe guttata (spotted monkey flower)
Lineage: Eukaryota; Viridiplantae; Streptophyta; Magnoliopsida; Lamiales; Phrymaceae
Product: catalase
Biological process (GO): hydrogen peroxide catabolic process; response to hydrogen peroxide
Cellular component (GO): cytoplasm; plasma membrane; peroxisome
Molecular function (GO): catalase activity; heme binding
Source: RefSeq, a predicted model, not a curated record